GUGUCGUGUUAAUGGCAAAUGGCUGCCGUGUCGGAAAGAUUAUUUAGUACUCAGCAUUGCAUCGAGUAUCAUUAAAAAAUCAACAGUAUGUAACACACAUAAGUAAAGUAACUAAAGUGUUGGACUCAAUGAUUGUGAAGUGAAAAUUUAAGUUAAUUUUUAGCUGUAGUCAAGCGGCGAUGAAUAUUGAGAACACCAGCUCGGUGAUGAAAUCCGUUUCUGAAAGCGAGCUGGGUGUGGGAGAGGUUAAACCUGAGCUGAGAAGUCGAGACUCAAGUUCCAGGUUGAAGCGUACAUUUACACUACCUAAGAAUCCAUUUCAAAACGCAACAAGAAUGUCUCGAAGGCGACUGAAGUUAAAAGAAUCGAAAGAAAACAAUAAUAAAAGCUCUAGUGCGCGGGAAAAUUUAAGAAACAAUUCACAGAAUGAUCAAAAUAUUCAACCAAGAUCUCAAAAUAAUUCUUUUCAAGAUCGACAAGGAAUCAAAAAGGUCUUCCGUCAGCCCUCGUUAAAGAAAAUAUUUAAAAAUAUAGUACAACAAGUGUCCAAUGUAGGAACACAGAAUCAUAAACCGCCAAGAUGUGAUGAAUUUACGUCAAGUGCCAAUGACAUUCGCGUUCCACCAUUGAGACCAGCCCAUAUACCUCCUGAUAGAGUUCCUGGAGUAAUUGGGCUUAGGAAUCAUGGCAACACGUGUUUUAUGAAUGCUGUUUUGCAGUGCCUUUCGCACACUGAUAUACUUGCUGAAUAUUUUGUACUUGAUCAGUAUAAAGCUGAUCUUUCGAGAAGAAAUAAAAAUAACUCAAAAAAGUAUGGAACUAAGGGUGAAAUAACAGAACAACUAGCAUUACUUUUAAAAGCGAUAUGGAGUUGUCAGUAUGAUCCUGAGAUGAGUACAGCUUUUAAAAGUGUUGUAGACAAAUAUGGAAGUCAAUAUAGAGGUAAUUUACAGCAUGAUGCUCAAGAAUUUCUUCUCUGGUUGUUGGAUAAAGUUCAUGAAGAUCUCAAUCAGGCAACGAAAAAAAAAUAUAAAAUUAUCAAGAGUUCAUUCGGGAAGCCAGAUGACGUAGCAGCGGAAACUCUAGCCAAUCACAUUCGUUGUAAUCAUUCAUUUGUACAUGAUGUAUUCCAAGCCCAAUUUCGUUCGAGUUUAACCUGUCCAAGAUGUCAUCGGCAAUCAAAUACAUUUGAUCCAUUCUUAUGUGUUUCGGUGCCAGUACCACAGCAACAUCGUCAGAUGAAUCUGUAUGUCAAUGUUUUGUACACUUCUCAACAGCCUCGCCAAGUAAGAAUCGGGGUCAGUGUAAAUCAAACGGCGAAUGUUAAAGAGCUUAGAGAGAUCUUAGCUAGUGAUACUGGCAUUGAUGAGAGCCACAUGCUGCUUACUGAAGUCCAUGACGAAGGCUUCCAUCGAACUUUUUCUGACUGCCAGCCGCUCACGGUAAUUGCAGAGAGUGAUCCUCUGUAUUGCAUAGAACUGCCUCAACUGAAAGAACCUACCGAACAAGCUUACAUUCUACUGGUUUGGGUGAAUGUUCUGGUGAAGGGGAAUCUAAAGGAAAGAUUUGGUAGUCCAUAUACUAUGCAAGUGUCACGAGAAACUUCAUAUGAAGAUUUGCAGAAACUUUUAUUGAAAGAAAUGCAUACAUUAUUAACAGACGAUGUUUUAACGUCAAGCCAAAGCCCUGGCCUCUUUAAUAUUCGUGUAGCGGAUCCUGCGGCAACGCCUAUUCAAGAUGAACAUCCUUGUAUUGAUCCUUGUGUCGAGCACCCACUUUAUACUGAACAAAUUGAACAAGCCCUUGCGCUUUGUGCCGAUGAUUCGGGGCCUCAACAUGUCAAGUUGAUACUUGAGUGGGAUGAAGCUACUAAAGUUAACAUUAUUCAAGAUGAUACUGAUCAGAUAGAAGAGCAUGCAAGUGUUAAGCAAUUAAAAUCAAACUCUGAACUGGGUGGAGCUGUUACGCUUGAAGAAUGUUUCGAUUUGUACACGCGAGAAGAAGUUCUUGGAGCUGAAGAUGCUUGGCAUUGUCCUUAUUGUAAUAGAAAGCAGGAAGUCGUUAAGAAACUUGGGCUAUGGUCACUUCCGGACAUCCUUGUGAUUCAUUUAAAAAGAUUUAGACAACAGUCUAAGCAACAGUCAACUUCUAAGCUCACUAUGCUCGUUGAUUUCCCUUUGUACGGUUUCGAUAUGACCCCACAUUUAGCUCAUGGUGGAGUACAGAAUCACACAAAUGUCGCAACACUCGGAAGCCUUGGGUGGUCACCAUGGAAGAAACCUCGUCCACGACAACAUAAUAUUCCUAAGUACGAUGAAAAUGUAUAUGACUUGUAUGCGAUCUGUAAUCAUCAUGGCCAAGAUCUACAAGGUGGCCAUUAUACUGCUUUUUGUCGGAAUCCUUAUGAUUCCCAAUGGUAUUGUUUUGAUGAUACACGAGUUGAAGGAGUUACGGAAACCAGUUUAGUUACCAAUGCGGCCUAUAUGCUAUUCUAUCAACGACGUUCCAAUAAUUCAACUGGAAACUCUUCAGCAGCUUCUACAAGUUCAACUGGCUCAGGCCUGGACCAUUGGGUUUCACGAAUGCCUCCUUUUUAUUUUAAUAAUAAAAAUUCAUCAAACUUUUCCAAUAAUAAGCAGAGCAAGUCUCAGGAAGUUCUUUGUCAAGAAAAAAUAGUGGAGGAAAAAAAUAUACAUAAUUUUAAUCGUGGAUGUCGUAAUUACGCUACUCUUCAGCCUACUAAGAGAAAUGUAGCAACUGAGAUUGAAGCGGGUGAGAUUGAUCAUUACUCUGAUGAUGAAGCACCUUCCAGAAGAGAAUGGGCUUCACCUAAACCAAUUAGGAAAACAUCAUCAAUUACUUUAACGCCAAAUGCAGUCUCGGCAAUUAAUCACAUAAAUACUGAUGGUUCAGAGACUGCAGUUAUUCACGAAUCAACAUUGUAACAAACAAUUUGAGCCAGAUGAUAUUCUGGCUGUGUCAAAGCUAUCAAUUAUUCAUUGAGCAGUCUAUUUUUCUGCAAAGGAAUAAAGUUUCAACGAAUUUUGUAUUCGCUCGUAGCUAGUAGACGAUGAAAAUGCGAGUCAUUCAGAUUAUUUGUGAAAAUUGUUACAAAUAACGGGUGAGGUUUUUAAAUAUUUGUAUAUAGAUUAAAAGAGUCUUGUUCAACAGCACCCGUGACAAUAAAACAACUAGAUUUUUGAAUAAUUAAUGAAUAAAUGAUGACAGAAUGAGUACUUUGUAAGUAUAUUGUUACUUUAUAAGUGAAAAUUUUUCAAAAUAUUUCAUGACUGUGAAUUAAAACGCGAAUGUAAUUCUUUGGACGCGUUUUAUGAAAAUAGUUACAUCUCCUUUGACUAAAACGCGCUUUUAGACAUAACAUUUAUAUUGUAUUUGUAUCACCCACUAGUGGCCUUAUCUCUACUAUUAUAAUUAUACUUGAAUCAUUUUUUUCACACUUCUAAAUAUUGUAUUCAGCAUUUUUCUUUAAUAUCAUGCACUAAGUCUUUAUUAUAAAAAACAUAUGAGCCAAAUUAUGGAUGAUAAAUAUACUCUAUAAUAGUCUGAAAUGAUAAUAUAAUGUGAAUUAGUUGAUACAAAGCAGAUAAUACAAAUUUCUUCCUCCCCAGUAGAUAUUGGAAAUAUUCAAUGGUUUGAAUGAUUCGAGAGUGAGGAGAAAGUUAUUAAUAUAACUGUAAACUUAGGAGUUUAAGAAAAAUAUUUAGUAUCUAAGGUUGUUAUUUAAUGAAUUCAUAUAGAGGAAAAUUUUUUAAUAAUAUUUUUUUUUUAAAUUCAUAAAAUUUAACAAUCUCAUUCUCGUUUGUUUAUAUGGAAAAUUCAUUCCAAAAGAAGAGUAAACAUUUAUUAAUGAGAAUGAGGGAAAGAAAAAAAUUUAUAUCUAAAAUAUGAGAGAUAUGUAAAUAUAAAUUACAUAUAAAGUAGAAAUCAUUUCUAAUUUAUUUUCAAGUAAUAAUGAUUACUAGUCACAUAUGUUUCGGACAAAUUUAAAAUUGCACUUUAUAAAAAUGUAGCUAAA
Messenger RNA from Chelonus insularis, 4036 nucleotides. Its product is annotated as ubiquitin carboxyl-terminal hydrolase 31-like. Bases 180 to 2945 code for a protein of 921 amino acids. Gene Ontology annotation, biological process: protein deubiquitination. The transcript has 4 exons. The record is from RefSeq and is a predicted model, not a curated record. Lineage: Eukaryota; Metazoa; Arthropoda; Insecta; Hymenoptera; Braconidae. Gene Ontology annotation, molecular function: cysteine-type deubiquitinase activity.